UUUUAUUAUUGUAAAUUAUCUUUAGAGCUAAAUUUUUUGUUGAUGAAAAUUAGGAUAGUUGAAUUUGGUGUUAAAAAUUAUUAGUAAGUUGAAUUUGUUGCUGUAAGUUUAGUAUUUGAUUCUUAGUAUUGAUGAAAAUUAUCAUAAUUGAAUUUGUUUUUAAUUCAAUAAAAGAAUAGAUGAAUUAAAUUAACUCAAUUAAUUAGAUAAGUAGAUGAUUGAAUAUUUAUUAUUGGUUUGAUUAAUUCAAUGAAUUUUUUUUAUUUCUUGUAACGGGGAUAUAAUGAUGAAUGAGUGAUAAAUUGUUAUUAAUUGAUAAGAUCAAAGGUUAUAUUAGAAUUUGGUGUGUUUUAAAUUUGGAAGAUAUUUUAAAGUUUAUAUUACAUUACAAUUAUGUUUUAGGAUGUUUAUUAAUAAUUUAUUUAUUAUUUAUUAUAAAACGAUUUUUUCGGUUAGACCACGGUUGAAUUGGUUGGACUAGUAAACCAGUAAAUCAGUAAUUAGAGCGGUUCAAUAAUCGAUUCGAUUUUCAGAACCUUGGUUUUAAUUUUGUCAAUUUAAUUCUUAAUUUGACAUUUAUUUAAUAUAAUAAUUGAAUUUUUAAUUUAUUUUUUUAUUACUUUUUUAUUUUAAUUUAUUUUUUAAAAAGUCCUUAAAAUUCUUUGGUGAACUUAUAUUUAGAGUUUUAAAUAUUUUUUUAUUUUCAUUUUUUAUUAACUAAACCUUAAUUUUUUUAGGUUAUUCACAGAAUUUUUUAAUCCGACAAACUAAGGACUAAUUCGUUGCGGAUCUGAGCUCCAUUUAAAAAUUUAUCGGUGGCCUAGAUUUAUUAUAUAUACAAAACAGGAUUCUCAGCACUUGCUUAAAUGAAUUUUUUUUAGUUUUGUUUUGUGUUUAAUAUAAAUAAAUAGUUAAAAAUAUAAACCAAGAGUAAUUUAUUUUUAUAAAAAAUACUUUAAUAAAUUGGUCCAAUAAAUUUAAUAGCCUUUUUUAUCUAUAAUUUAAUUUUUUAAUUAAUAAAUUUUACAAAAAAUUUAUAUCUAACCUUUUUAAUAAAAUGAGCCGAGCCACGAACUCCGACGGUAGCUCGGCGCACUUCCACACCUAGUUUCCAGUGGCUUUGUAUCUGAUAUUCAAAUACAAAGGCACCCCUAACAAUCUUCCUCUCUCCCUCACACUCGCCUCUCGGCAUUGUCUAUCUAGCAAGUAGAAACCCUCACUUCCUCUCUCGCAACCCUCGCCUUUCAACCGUCGCCAGCCGCCUCAGACAAAGUCAGUCACCACUCACCAUCCUCCACUCAAUCCGUCAGUCUUGCCGCUCCCAUAUGUGGUUGUAGCUUCUUACUGCUCUGCCUCAUUUCUCAAGGCUAGAAUAUGUCUAUGUAGCUGUAGCUUCUAUAAAUCGUAUCUAUGUGUAGGUCGUCUUCUGUUAAACGAUACCGUUAAUUAUUUCAGUCUCAGGUAACAUGUCUGAGAAUCCACUGCAGGCUCUCUUUCAUAACUUUGAGCAUGUCUCCAAUUUCGUUCAACGCCAUCUCUCUAAUCUCAUAGGCCUUCAUCCUCAUCCUCAAUCAUCAGGACCCUCACCCUUUGUUAGACCUCCCCUUUUCUCCAUCUCUUCCUCCUCCAAAAUUCCACUGGCAAAAACUAGUAAUCCUGUACAACUACGUGAUUCGGCUCUCGAGGCAAAGCCUGCUUCCCCAGUGUCUAAAGAAGAUCUUGGAAGGGCCACUUGGACUUUUCUUCACACUCUUGCUGCCCAGUAUCCAGAUAAUCCUACAAGACAGCAAAAGAAGGAUGUAAAAGACCUGGUACAGAUCUUAACUCGAUUAUACCCUUGCAAGGAAUGUGCAGAUCAUUUUAAAGAAGUUAUCAGAGCAAAUCCGGUACAGGCCGGGUCACACGCGGAGUUUUCACAGUGGUUAUGUCAUGUGCAUAAUGUUGUUAAUAGAAGCCUGGGUAAACCAGUUUUUCCAUGUGAACGAGUUGAUGCAAGGUGGGGUAAACUGGACUGUGAGCAGAAAGCAUGUGAAGUUAUUGGAAGUACAUCAAUUUUUGGAUAGAUAUAGCGCAGAAUUAUUUAUUAUAGAAAUGAUAGCUACAUUUUACACUAAUGAUGCAUCCGAAGAGGUUCAUAAAGUAAUGGAAUUCAUAAAUGAUGGAUAAAUUCAACGAUGAUUAAUUACUCAAUUGAUUAUAUUACCAAUUUUUUUUACA
This is a messenger RNA of Arachis stenosperma, 2217 nucleotides long. Its product is annotated as FAD-linked sulfhydryl oxidase ERV1. NCBI's taxonomy places the organism in Eukaryota, Viridiplantae, Streptophyta, Magnoliopsida, Fabales, Fabaceae. The transcript has 7 exons. Bases 1467 to 2063 code for a protein of 198 amino acids. The record is from RefSeq and is a predicted model, not a curated record. Gene Ontology annotation, molecular function: flavin adenine dinucleotide binding; flavin-dependent sulfhydryl oxidase activity. Gene Ontology annotation, cellular component: mitochondrion.